AUGUCUGAUGUUACAGAUCAUGAAAAAGUUCUACUUGAAUCGACCACGAACCUUGUGAUAGAUAAUAGCAAAACUGUUUCAAGAGAUAAAAGCUAUUCACAGUCACAAACGUACAUUUCUAUGUCGCCACUGCCUUCUUCGGAGGCAAGUACAUAUGUAGGUAACAAAACAUAUGAUUCUUCAAUAAACACUGAACCACGCGAUUCAAAAUCAAAGAAUACAGUUGAUGAAGGCAAACCUACAGAAUAUCCAAUUCUUAACACACAUUCGAUAGAUAAAACAGUACCAUCCAUACCCCCAAUCAUUACAAACGACAAAUAUCCCACAGAGCCAUUUGCAGAGUCUCUCAGUACGUCACCUACGUCCCCUUCUGCAUAUACAAUCCCACGUGAAUCUUUCAAGUCUCACUCAGCCACUUCUUCAACAUCAACACUCACCCCAGAAGAUCAAGAACGUAUCUCAACAAAGGAAAAGAAUCUCGAUGAAAUCAAACAACAAUGCUCGUGCUUGAUUCAUGAGUUGGAAGGAAAUGACCAACCAGAAGUCAUCAUCAAAAGACAUAUUCAACAAUUGAAGAAAUAUAACGAACUAAAAGAUGUUGCAUUACAGUUGGUAACAUUGAUUGCAGAUCAAAGGCAAGUAAAAACAACUGAUAUACUUAAUGAAAUGAAGCUAGAAGUCGGUGAAGAUGGUAAUGAGAUUUAG
Molecule: messenger RNA, 705 nt
Organism: Lodderomyces orthopsilosis Co 90-125
Lineage: Eukaryota; Fungi; Ascomycota; Pichiomycetes; Serinales; Debaryomycetaceae
Exons: 1
Coding region: 1-705 (234 amino acids)
Biological process (GO): double-strand break repair via homologous recombination; meiotic DNA recombinase assembly involved in reciprocal meiotic recombination; meiotic joint molecule formation
Cellular component (GO): Swi5-Sfr1 complex; Swi5-Swi2 complex
Source: RefSeq, a predicted model, not a curated record